This is a messenger RNA of Adineta ricciae, 924 nucleotides long. The record is from the annotation of a GenBank genome assembly. Lineage: Eukaryota; Metazoa; Rotifera; Eurotatoria; Adinetida; Adinetidae.
AUGGGCUCGACCUCAUCGUAUUAUAAAAAUUUAGGCAAUCCUGUUCUCGGCACUUUUAUUAGUUUCGAAGUCCAGCCCUAUUGGUUAUUCGUUGUGGAAUUGCUUUUUCUUCAAUUACUCCAACGAAUUUACAGUCUGAUCGAAUCGUCUUGUAAAAAGAAGAAAAAACAUAUUUAUAUAGCGCUUGAACUUUCAAUUCUCGGAACCAAGCGCACAGGAGUUUCGUUACCAAAAUACAGUGUGCUUGAUUUCAUCCUUUCGUUAAUUUCAGUUGGUCACUUUGGUUAUGCAAUUUAUUUGCAAACAAAAUGUACGAAUCAAUCGAAAGCAACGGCAUGGCGAUGCUAUAAUGCAUUCGGUUAUCAACUUUACAAUUACGUAUUACCAAGUCUUAUAUCCGUGCUUGUCGAAGCUUUUGUUCAACUUGGAAAUAUGGUCAAAGCAAGUAAAGUCGAUCCCAAUCAUCAAGUAAAAAGAAAUCCAGUAAAUUACAUCAAAUGGGCUUUGCUAAUAUCCACUAUUGUCCUCAAUUCACUUGUUUUUGUCGCAUUCAUUCCAUUUUUCAUCUCCAAUGUUUUUCCGAUGCUUAUUGCGUACAGUUGGGUUCUGAUUUGUGUCCUUGCUGCGCUUGUUCUCGCCUAUGCAACUUUCAUUACAAUUGUUGUUAAUGCUUUGCGACAAUGCGCUGAUUGCGGAUGCGUUUAUUUUUUGAAAUUCUUCGGCACGCAUUGCGUUGUUGGUCUUCAAGUCUUCGGUUGUCUGGUCUUAAGCAUGGCAUAUAAUUAUUCGCAAUACAGUUUCUUCGGUGCUGAUUAUACAUCAGUGAUAUGGUGCGAAUAUCAAUCGAGAGAUACGACUGUUUGGUACCAGAGACUGACAAACGAUAGUGAAUCAUUGAUUCAGAAUUUAUUAACACCAUUUUAA